AAUCAAAUUUUUUCCACUGCACAUAUUGUACACAAACAAUAAAAUGCAAGAAGACUCUGCAGAAAAGUCGCAGCAAUUGCAAAAUUUCCAAUCCGAUGAUUUACUGGAAAAGCUUAAGCUGCUCAAUUAUGAAAAGCACUUGCUGAGGGAAUAUAAAUUGAAGCCUUUAUCGCGGUUUUACUUUGUCAAGGCCACAAAUCCCGGCGAGCAAUUCUUUAUGUUCACACUCAUCUGCUGGUGGCUGUGCAAGAAACUGGGCAAGGACAUGGAACGGCCACAGGAGUACGAUGAUCCCAACACGGUUAUAGCCAAGAUUAUACAAAUGCUGGAGGAGAUUGAUGUUCCAGUGGAUUUUCCACCCAAUAAACUAAUACGUGGCGCUGGACCCAUUUGCCUCAUGGUCCUGGACAUUCUGGCCACGCAGGCCUUGAAGGUGACAAAGGUGAACUUUCAGCGGUUGCAUAUCACACAGGAGGAGGAGUUUGUGGGCGACUACUUGGAGGACAAUGCUGAAAUUAUAUUGGAGAAGCUGGAGGACGAACAGAAUGCCACAGCAUUGAGCGAUGACAGCGACAUGGAGCUGGAGGCGCACAAUUUCAAGCAACUCAAUUGGCUAAAUCGCCAAAAGCGCAACAUGGGCGACAUGGCAACAGAUGAGCAGAACCGUGAUCUGAAUGCUCGCCUCAGCGAUCAUCAGGAAUGGCGUCUGGAGCUCGAGCGUGUGCUGCAGCAGCUGAAGGUGUUUGUCAAAGCGGAUGCUCGCGAUUGGCGCACUCACAUCAGCCAGAUGGAGGCACUCAAUGCGGGCAUUGCCAAUGUGUCGGAACCGACGCAGGCUCAGCUCAAGAAAUUGCACAGCGAGUUCACCUUCAGUCUGGAGAAGAUCGAGAGCAGGGAAAAGCAUUUGAACAACGAACUGCAGCAGCUUAUACAACAGUACAAAGAGCUGUCCAUUGAGUUAUCCACAGUGCAGUAUGCGCAGACACAGCUGCAGACCGAUAUGGAGAAGCAGAUGAAUCAGCUGAGCGAGGUGAUGGCCGAGCAGGAGCUCAAGAAGGAGGAAAUGGAGCGACGUGGUCAAGUUAUGUCCGAUGGCAGUUCUGUGCAGCAGAUCAAGAAGGCGAUCGUGAAGCUUAAGGAUGACAUUGCGCAGCUGAAUCUGGAGGUGGCGCUUCUUGUGCAUGCCUACGAUCAGGACACAGUGCGUCAAACGCUCGGCGUGCUCGAUCAGCCAAACAACUGAAUAACUGAUAACGAGAGGGGGCAAUAAAAAACAUAAAACAGAAAAAGAAAAAUACCCGUU
This is a messenger RNA of Drosophila albomicans, 1303 nucleotides long. RefSeq names its product intraflagellar transport protein 57 homolog (gene IFT57). The record is from RefSeq and is a predicted model, not a curated record. Gene Ontology annotation, cellular component: Golgi apparatus; centrosome; intraciliary transport particle B. Gene Ontology annotation, biological process: non-motile cilium assembly; intraciliary transport. NCBI's taxonomy places the organism in Eukaryota, Metazoa, Arthropoda, Insecta, Diptera, Drosophilidae. Bases 44 to 1243 code for a protein of 399 amino acids. The transcript is spliced from 3 exons.